AAGACGACAAGUCGAAUACAAUCGGUGAUGUGUAUGUGAAAAAAGCAUAACGCUUAUUUUAGAGGAUUUCAUUGAAAACAAUUCGCUAUGACUACGACAGUUGAUGCUAAAGAAUAUCUUUCACAAAGGGAUAUUCCUCAAUUAUUUGAGUGUCUAAUGACUGGUCUAAUGUAUAAUAGACCGCAAGAUCAUAUAGACUAUCUACUCGAAUGUUUGCAAAAAGCAAAAAAAAUUGGAAUAGAACAACUAAAAUGGAACAUUUUCAUUGAACAUCAACGUCGGUCGGCAAGACGUGUUUUGCCGCCAAUCGGAUCAGUCACACCGCAAAAUGAUUUUAGGUCCCGUGAUCCAAGUUUUAUAACUGAAUCCAGCAAUAUGGUAAAGUCCACCGUACUUCCUCCAAUAAGCGAUAAAAUACCUAAUUGCCCCAUAGUUUUUAUUUGUGGAGCCCCAGGGAGUAACAAAGGCGAAUAUUCAAACAUGCUACUCGAACGCUACUCAGGAUGGAUUCGCAUUUCGGUUGGGGAAUUAAUUAGAGAGAAUAUUAAAAACUUUGCUGACGAGAAUGACGAAUGGAAGAGGGCAAAAACAUUAGUACAGGAAGGUGAAUUAGCACCUCAGGGUUUAGUAAUGCAAACAUUGAAAGAUACUCUCUCUCAAAAUAUGGAUGCAAAAGGAAUAUUAAUCGAAGGCUAUCCAAGAACUAUAGAACAGAUUGAAGAAUAUGACAAAAAUAUUGGUAGAGUUGAUGCAAUCUUCCUUCUGGAUUUUGAAGAAACUUUCCUGAGAGAUGCACUGAAAAAAAGACAUGAAGAUUCCAGUAGAAUAGAUAAUAAUGAAAAUACUGGAUUGAAAAAAUUAAGUGUUUUUAUGGGAAAUACUUUAGUGGUAUUGAAACAUUACGAUGAUCAAAAUAAACUUAUUGUGAUUGAAUGCGAUUGUGAUCGAGAAAAAGAUGCCAUACUUAAUGAUUUAGCAGUAAACUUUGAUUCAAGUAUUAUCGCAUCAGGUUCACAUGUGCCUCACCCACCAGCAAUUCCCAAAGAUGUAGAAAGUUCAACAUCAAAUAUUGAAAGUAAAGAAGAACGACCACAAUCGGACUUUAAACUUCCUGCAGUUAUUACAACAGUAGAUACAGGGAGGACAAAGGAUCUGCCUCAAUGUCCCAUUAUAAUUGUUUUAGGUGGUCCUGGAAGUGGAAUAAAACAGUUAUGUGAACGUCUUAUAAGUAACCAUCCGUCAAUUAGUCUUGUGAAUAUGGGAGAAUUAAUCCGCUCAGAAAUACAAGUUCAUUCUGAGAUAAAGUGGAUCGAUGAAGCAGAUAAAGUUAAAAGCGGCCAAUUAAUCUCCGAUGAAACUGCCUUUGAUUUGUUAUCUAACCGUCUAAAAGAACUUAAAGAUUCACAAUUAAUUCUUAUAGUGGGUUUUCCACGGAAUGAGAAGCAAAUUGAUGACCUAAAUGUCAAAAUCGGUGGUAUAAAACACGUUAUUCUUGUCGAUAUUGAUGAAAAAACAAUGAGAGACAACUUAGAAAAGAAUUGUGAAACAAAUGAAGAGAAGGAGAUUGCAAAUCGCAGGAUAAAUAUAUUCAAGCACCAAACAUUACCAAUUUUACCUUAUUUAGACGACUGUGGGAAAUUGACUGUUAUUGACGGAUUGAAUUCAUCCUCGGACCAAAUUUUCUCAGAUGUGCAAACAGUAUUUAACAACGUUACAGCAAUAAAUCCAUCAGAAACAGAAAAAAGCGAUACAGAUUCCAUCUCUGGUGGGAAAACAUCUAAGGAAGAAUCUUUAAUCAAGAAGGAGACUAAAGAUAAAACUGGCGAUAAUAUUGCUAAUCCAAUUUAUAGCGCAGAGCUUGACAACAUACCUGUAGAGCAGAAUAUUAAAAAAGAAGUUGAAUCAAAGUUAGGUGACAAAGGCAACACAGACUAUACCAAAGAAUUGAAUGAAUUAUCAUUAAAAGAAGCAGAACCACCAAAGGAAAUAGAAGCAAAUGUUUAUUUCGUACUUGGUGGUCCCGGAAGUGGUAAGGGAACCCAAUGUGACAAAUUAGUCGAAAAAUAUGGUUUUUGUCAUUUAUCAUCUGGUGAUUUAUUAAGGAGCGAAGUCAAAUCUGGUUCGCAAAGAGGUGAAGAACUAACUCAAAUAAUGGAAAGGGGUGAACUUGUCUCUCUUGAUAUUGUCUUGCAGUUGAUAGGAGAGGCAAUGCGUAAAGCUGAAAAUCCCAAAGGUUUUCUUAUUGAUGGUUAUCCCAGAGAACUCGAUCAAGGUUUACGUUUUGAGAAAGAAAUCAAAGAAGUGAAGAAUGUUAUUUAUUUUAAUGUUAAUGAUGACAUUAUGGUACAAAGGCUAUUGAAGAGGGGUGAAACGAGCGGUAGAGUUGAUGACAACGAGGAGACUAUAAAGAAAAGAUUGAACACCUUUCACCAAUUAACGCAACCUACCAUUGAUCAUUACGCAAAACAAGGGAAGACCUUGGAAGUUAAAGCUGACGGAACUGUUGAUGAAAUAUUCGCUGAAGUCUGCAAGUUUUUCGAUCAACAGUAG
This is a messenger RNA of Dimorphilus gyrociliatus, 2550 nucleotides long. Lineage: Eukaryota; Metazoa; Annelida; Polychaeta; Dinophilidae. The record is from the annotation of a GenBank genome assembly.